ACAUUUUCCCUUGCUUUAUACGUACUCCUACCAGAUUCUUGUACUACUUAAUACUAUCUUUGUCUGCUAAAUACUUUGUAUUGUCUCGAUUCUCUCCUUGAACCUGAUUUGACUUGAGAUUAUUUAGUUAUACUUUAGCAAUCAUCUGAUAUUCUUUUUUUUCUUUUUUAAACUUUUAGAUUGUGUUUUGAAAAGAAUUUAUGAUAUUCUCAUGUUUCAAGAUUUUUUUUUUUUUGAAUUGUUUUAAUGUCUUCAGUUAACAGUUUCAUGAAUCAUGCAUGAAGUGUAAUUCAUAGUUUUUAUCUAAAUAAGAAGCAAAAAUCAUGCCUUUUGGUUUAGUUUCUGCAUGGAACAAGCGCCGAAGAAGUAAAUCAGAAGAUCAUAGCAAUCCUUGGGUAUAUAAAACUGCAGAAUGUUGGCAAAUUGAAUAUAGGAAUCCACCUGCAAAAAGGCACAACGCAUCUUCAGUUUUUACACUCAAAGAAAUGGAGGAGGCAACGUGUUCUUUCAGUGAUGAGAAUCUGCUCGGAAAAGGAGGAUUUGGUCGAGUUUACAAAGGCAUUCUUCGAUCUGGAGAGGUAGUAGCAAUCAAGAAAAUGGACUUACCUGCAUUCAAAGAAGCAGAAGGGGAGCGCGAAUUUCGUGUGGAAGUUGAUAUUUUGAGCAGAUUGGACCAUCCCAAUCUAGUAAAGUUAAUUGGAUAUUGUGCAGAUGGGAAACACAGGUUUCUGGUUUAUGAAUAUAUGCACAAAGGGAACCUACAAGAUCCCUUAAAUGGAAUUGGAGAAGUAAAGAUGGAUUGGCCUUUGAGGCUAAAAGUGGCUCUUGGAGCAGCAACAGGACUUGCGUAUCUCCAUUCAAGUUCUGCUGUUGGAAUUCCUAUUGUUCAUAGGGAUUUCAAAUCGACCAAUAUUCUACUUGAUUCCAACUAUGAAGCAAAGAUAUCGGAUUUUGGUCUCGCAAAGUUGAUGCCAGAAGGCCAGGAGACUUGUGUGACAGCUCAAGUGCUUGGUACUUUUGGCUAUUUCGACCCGGAAUAUACUUUGACAGGAAAACUCACAUUACAAAGUGAUGUCUAUGCAUUUGGAGUUGUUUUGCUUGAGCUUUUGACUGGAAGGAGAGCAGUGGACCUUGACCAAGGACCAAAUGAUCAGAACCUAGUUCUACAGGUUAGGCACAUAUUGAAUGACAAGAAGAAAUUAAGGAAAGUUAUUGAUCCCGAAAUGAGUCGAGGUUCAUACACGUUGGAAUCAGUAAUCAUGUUUGCAAAUCUAGCAUCUCGUUGUGUCCGAAUAGAAAGUCGAGAGAGACCCUCAAUGAUGGAUUGCGUGAGAGAACUUCAACUUAUUCUCUACACAAAUUCUAAAGGAUUGGGGAUGGCGAUGCAUACACUCAGAAUGAUCUGAUUUGCAAACUUCUUGCACUACCUUAAACCUCCAAAAUGUAAAAAUUGUUCAAGCUCGAGAAAAGACUAGGUUCAUUCAUGGAAUUCCGAGAUCGAUAGAAAGUUUGAUUCCAAUAUGAAUUUCUCAUUUUCAUACAGAGGUUCAAGCUGAAGUAAUUUCCUUGGUAAUUUAAGGUUACCCCCACAAAAUUUUAAGAGACAAACAAUAAAAUAUUUCGACUGAAAUAUUUUUGUGCUGCAAUUUGAUUGUGUAUUUUAAUGUUUUGGCAAUAAAAGAAUAAAAUCUGCAACUUGUUUA
Molecule: messenger RNA, 1703 nt
Organism: Olea europaea var. sylvestris
Lineage: Eukaryota; Viridiplantae; Streptophyta; Magnoliopsida; Lamiales; Oleaceae
Product: probable serine/threonine-protein kinase PBL28
Exons: 7
Coding region: 324-1406 (360 amino acids)
Biological process (GO): protein phosphorylation
Molecular function (GO): ATP binding; protein kinase activity
Source: RefSeq, a predicted model, not a curated record